CUUUACUGCUUCCUCUUUCUUCUCUACCGCACCACAUCUGUCUCCGGGUUACGGAUAGUUCAGUUGUGGGUUUGCUUGUCUCUUCAGCAAAUCAACCAGGCAUCUCGUGCAACCUGUCCAGACAUCAUAGUAUCCUUGUCCGCCCAAUGCAUCAUCCAGCCUCGCUUCCAUCCGGCUGAAUGAGCCAGGUUCCAACGCCACAACUCGAAGCUUUCCUUCCCACUUGACCGGGGUGCCUGCACUUCUAUCUAACAUAGCAUCUUGCGAGGCAACAACACCCAUCUUCAGAGCUUGCCCAUGGCGGAGUCUCAGUCUCCUCUCCAGCGGGCCCCCACCAACACCUCGGGUAACGAUCUCGACGAGGCCGCUUCGCUAUCAGCCGUGCAUUCUGCCGCUUCUUCUGUAACCUCAAUCCGGCCAUCGCUUCAGACUGGUCGAUCUCUGUCAACUCACUCUUUGUUGGCCAGCCACAAGGGCCCGGAUGUUCGAAGAUCUGUCCACGCUGAGACCACUCGGGCUUCUGCCGACCGUUCUAGUAUGAUGUCAGGAUCAUCGUCCCAGGUCACUUCCCAGGCUUCCACGUCCAAGGGCGAACAGUCACUUCCCGCUGGCCAAACCUUGGAAACGGCAAUUCAUUCACGUGAAACUGAAACCAUACUACCUACGAGGACGCCUAGAGUCAGCCAGCCUCGUUCUGUGUCUUCAAACCGCCGGCUGAGCACGACUGGAUCCUCCCGGAAUGAGAGCGUAGGCGCUGAGCACAAAGCACCAUUUGGCCGCAUUGGAGUUUGCGCGUUAGAUGUCAAGGCAAGAAGUCGACCCAGUCGACAAAUCCUGACCCGACUACAGGGAGAUGGAGAAUUUGAUGUCAUUGUUUUCGGCGAUAAAGCCAUUCUUGAUGAAGACGUGGAGAAUUGGCCAAUAUGCGAUUAUCUGAUAUCGUUCUUCUCAGAUGGCUUCCCACUAGACAAAGCUAUCGCUUAUGCUAGGUUGCGCAAGCCCUUCGUGGUUAAUGACCUCCCUAUGCAAAAGGUACUAUGGGAUAGACGGCUCUGUCUAAAGAUCUUGGAUCAAAUGCAUAUUCCAACCCCAAAACGGAUAGAAGUUAACCGCGAUGGUGGUCCAAAAUUGGAAUCGCCUGAGCUGGCACAGCACGUCAAAGCAAUGACAGGGGUAGUGUUGGAAGGGCCCGAAGAUGGGACCGGUGGCGGUGCCCCAAUAACGCAACAGGUCGAGUUGAUUGACGAUGGCGACACCCUUUUCGUGGAUGGGAAGACAUUCAAAAAGCCUUUUGUCGAGAAGCCAGUGAAUGGCGAGGACCACAACGUCAUUAUUUACUUCCCCAAGAGCCAGGAAGGAGGUGCUCGACGAUUGUUCCGAAAGAUCGGAAAUAAAUCGUCAGAGUACGACCCCAAUCUUGUCAUCCCUAGGUCCAUCACAGAACCCGACAGCAGCUACAUUUACGAGCAGUUCCUGAGGACCGAAAACUCGGAAGAUGUGAAAGCCUACACCGUUGGUCCGACGUAUUGUCACGCAGAGACAAGAAAGUCCCCCGUCGUUGACGGUCUGGUCCGCCGCAAUACCCACGGGAAGGAACUCAGGUACGUUACCAAGCUCAGCGACGCCGAAAGAGAAAUGGCCGCCAAGGUCUCCCAAGCCUUUGGUCAGCGUAUUUGUGGCUUCGAUCUGUUGCGGACCGGCACUGCUAGCUAUGUCAUCGACGUGAACGGCUGGAGUUUUGUCAAGGACAAUGAAGACUAUUAUAAUGAUUGUGCACGGAUUUUACGGAGCAUGUUUCUGGCUGAAAAGUUCAGGAGGGAGAAUGGCCUUACUGAUGAGCAGCCUGAUAUGGCCGGUGAUGGUGCGCAUCACCGUCGACAGGGUAGCAAUCACCCACACCGGUCAGCACUGAAGACAAUCUUGAAGUCGCCUAGCAUGGGAAAGCUCUCUCAACACCUACCCUAUACUGGGCGGCACCAUGCCUCGAGUGUUACGGCGUCGGUGAAGAGCUCGGCUGCAACUACGCCUCUGAGUUCCCCUCCAAGCAUAGAGAAGUCUACCCAUGCCAACCUUCCCUCCUCCACUACUAUUAUCGACAAUGCAGAUAUUCUUCCUCCGCCCAAGCUUGCAACAUCAGCCCCCGCUGGAAUAUCUGCGGAGCCUGUGGCACCUGUCAAGCCUGCUGAGCCCGCUGCGCCCUUGCCAUCGUCAAAACACUCGUGGAAACUAAAGGGAGUUGUCACAGUCAUCAGACAUGCCGACAGAACUCCGAAGCAGAAGAUCAAGUUCACCGCCCAUUCACAGGUAUUUGCAGACCUCUUGAAGGGGCACCACGAAGAAGUGCUUCUCAAAGGAGAGGCGGCUUUGGCGAGUGUUGAGGCAGCGGUUAAGAUUGCUCAGAAGGAAGGUCUCGAAGAUCCGAAUAAAUUACGAAAUUUACAGAUUGCCUUGGCCAAGAAGGGUAAGCAGCCUGGUACAAAAGUCCAGAUCAAACCAAUGUUCCGGAAGAGAAGGCCCGAAGAAAUGGGCGAUGGUUCGGCAGAGGCCUUGAGGACCAACAGUCAAGACGACUCGAACGUAGCGCCCGAUCAAUCGGAACUGUCCCAAUCUCCAACCACCGAACGGACGACUUCUAAAGAGAUGCCACGGAUGCAAUCACGCAGCGAUUCUAUAUCAGGUACAACCUUUUCGCGGUUUUCGGCUGCAGAAAAUGAUCUUGUCCUUGAUAAGUUGCAACUGGUCAUGAAAUGGGGCGGAGAGCCGACGCAUUCUGCUCGUUACCAAUCCCAAGACUUGGGCACCAACAUGCGAGACGACUUCAAACUCCUCAAUCGGGAGCUCCUCGAUGACGUUCGCAUUUUCACCAGUUCGGAAAAUAGAGUCAGGACCAGUGCUCAAAUUUGGGCAGCUGCCUUCCUAGACCGUCAGGAUAUCCCGGAAGAUCUGAUCACAGUUAGGAAGGAUCUCCUGGACGAUUCCAAUGCCGCGAAGGACGUCAUGGACAAAGUGAAAAAGAAGCUUAAGCAUCUCCUUCGAGAAGGCAGCGUCCCGGAAGAGUUUGCAUGGCCAAAAGAUGUACCGGAGCCAUAUGUCGUUAUGCAGACUGUUAUCGAACUGCUCCGGUUCCAUCGGCGAGUGAUGCGCCACAACUUCAAAAAACUUGCAACAGGAGCAGCUGCGUCUUUGGCGGCCAUCAACGGCUCCGCAGAAGGUAAAGACACGAAUGGCCAACCGCGAGAGUACGUCAGCGUCGCCUCUAUUCAAUCUAGGUGGUGUACAGGGGAGGAUCCAGAGCUGUUCAGAGAACGGUGGGAGAAGCUAUUCACGGAAUUUUGCGACACCGAAAAGGCCGACCCCAGCAAGAUCUCCGAAUUGUAUGACACGAUGAAGUACGAUGCACUCCACAACAAACAGUUUCUAGAGUGGGUAUUCACCCCAAGUCAAUCACUGCUUGAGGAGAUGGCCAAGGAAGAAAGUGCACUUUCGUCGAGCGCUUCGCCUGAGCCCGAGAGAACCGAUGACGGCCCUGCCUCGACUGGCAGUCGUGGUCGUCACGAAAGCACGGUUUCGUCAAGUGGAAGCAUCCAUGAUCGGCAUAGCUUUGCACAGAAGAUCGGUCUCAGAAGGCAAUCCAUCCUCAAGCAGCCGCUUCCCACGCCGCCUCUGAACUCUUGGGAGCAAGGGGCUUCAUACUUCAAGCUCUUCACUGGUUCGGGAGACAGUCGGUCCAUGGUUGACCAGAGACUCAGUCGCCUCCGAGAGCUGUAUCGGUACAGCAAGAUUUUGUUCGACUACAUCGGCCCACAGGAGUACGGUAUUAGUAACGACGAAAAGCUGGAGAUCGGUCUCCUGACCUCUCUCCCACUACUCCGGGAAAUUGUGUCAGACCUUGAGGAACUCCAAGCUUCCGGGGAUGCCAAGUUCUUCGUCUACUUCACCAAGGAAUCGCACAUCUAUACGCUGCUCAACUGCAUUAUGGAAGGCGGAAUCCAUACCAAGAUCAAACGAUCGACGAUCCCCGAGCUUGACUACUUGUCGCAAAUCUGUUUUGAGCUGUACGAGGCUAGGGACGCCGAAACCGACGAAUCGACCUAUUCCAUCCGCAUUUCUAUUUCUCCCGGUUGCCAUACCAUCGACCCGCUCGACGUGUCCCUUGACUCUAAGCACGCCAUUGGAAGCGCGCCGCGUCGGUCCUUGACUAACCACCAGGACUGGAAGGAGGUUAUUUCAACCUUGAAAGCCAAAUUCAACACUGUCCAGUUGCCCAAAUCGUUCCUGGCCGUGAAUGUCAGUUACAAGCAUGAGGAGGAGGCUCAGAGACGCGCGAGCUUGUUGCAAAGCGAGGCUGCCAAAGAGGAGCAAGGGAAACUGGACCGUGCGGAUGGAGAAGCACAGGCAAGAAAUAAUCCUCCUCUCAUCGAGGGCGCAGGAGUUGGCGGCGGUACUAGUACUGUCAACGAUGACACUAAUGAGGCGCUGGCAGCUCCAGAGUCAGUACCCGCGGAGAUACCUUCGUCGGAGACGGAGACGGAGACGGAAAUGUCGCCCCGCCCUCUAUGACCGUCGAACAAACCAGAGUGAUAUUGCUAGAGGGGAAGAAGAGUAUGUGAGCACGAACUGAUUGCCUUUGUUGGGCCCGAUGCACUGUCGCUCCUGUCGAGGCCGGGGCUACGAAAACGAACACGCCAAAUCGACGUCGUGUCUCACAAUGAAGCACCGACUCUACAAAGCAUACAUGUACAUCUUGAUGGUUUGGUGGCACUAUCGAAGAAGGUGUUUAGAACGUCUUGGUGAUGAGGAGUUGGCAGACUGAUUACUGCUUACUGUUUAUUGUUUAUUGUUUAUUGUUUACUGUUGCCGUUACGGUCAGACUCGAUGAUUGUAUGUCUUGUAAAUAUCUUAGAAUGGGGCUGGGCUUCCUGUACAACGAUGUAGAAGAGUGGCAGCAGUUAAAUAUAUACACUAUGAUCAUGUACAUACUAGUACGUAUAUAUCUGGCGGAUUAGGCAGUGUACUUAGGUCGUACAUUACUGUAGGUAGUUGGGCAGAAACGACACUAUGGACAUUAUUUAUCUAUGCUGAAACGAGCCGGGUACUUACAGUAUGCAUGACGGCACAUCCUACCUAUAAUCAAGAGAGCUUUUGUCAUGCAUUGGCUGGACCCGGAGUGUCGAGGUCAAGCAAGUAGCAAGUUUUAUUCUGAUGUUUGAAAUUCCCGAGUCUGACUCUGGUAGGAAGUUUGAGAAUAUUCACAAAGUAUAUCCCACUCCACACUGGCAACCGGAUACAUCUACCAAGAGAUAUAUAUACAUAUAAGGCAUGACAGGCAACUAUUGUAACUUAUGACCUGUUUUCUUCAUAUAAAGUACCUAGGCACUGACUCCCGAGAUGCAAGUGUAUAUACAAUUGCGCAACGUAACUGCAUCAGUACGUAAGGUAUGUACAUAAAUAUAUAUAUUGCGAGUUGUUGUGUCAGUUAUUUGGGCUCCUUAGACGUUGAACGUACAGUCUACUGUUCCAAAAGCGUUCUGGACGAUCGAUGGGAGUGAGGCAUGGAGGAGUGGAUGGUAGAAUGUGCCGUCGAUUGGCAAUAAUAUACUCUAAAAACAUACCUAUAUGCAGUGCUAUGCUAUGCAACCUUCUAUUUCUAGACCUGUCUAUGCGCCUCUUGCAAUGCUCUUCUAUGGUCAUCUUCAU
Molecule: messenger RNA, 5697 nt
Organism: Exophiala dermatitidis NIH/UT8656
Lineage: Eukaryota; Fungi; Ascomycota; Eurotiomycetes; Chaetothyriales; Herpotrichiellaceae
Exons: 4
Coding region: 298-4560 (1420 amino acids)
Biological process (GO): inositol metabolic process; inositol phosphate biosynthetic process
Cellular component (GO): cytosol
Molecular function (GO): 5-diphosphoinositol pentakisphosphate 1-kinase activity; diphosphoinositol pentakisphosphate kinase activity; inositol hexakisphosphate kinase activity
Source: RefSeq, a predicted model, not a curated record